AUGGUGGACACGCGAGCUAAUGGCUAUACUGAAACCAACAAUAAUGCACGGAACCGCCCCAGAAACCAACAUGGACCCGUACCCGCAGGGGCUGAUAUCCCCAAUAACCUAGGUCAUCAAAUUUUGGAAGAAUUAGGGCAAGUAAGGAACAAUUGGCAGAAUGAGAGGACUCGACUCUUUUCUGAGUUUCGAAAACAGAGGCCCCCAAAGUUCACGGGUGUACCGGACCCAAAGGUAGCUGAAAAUUGGCUUUGGCAGAUAGAGAAAAUAGUAGACACCAUGGGCAUAACCGAGGCCGCUGAUAGAAUAGCUUUGGCAGUAUUCGAGCUUAAUGAUGAGGCUGACCACUGGUGGGAGUUAAUCAAGAAUACUCAUGACGUAGCGAGCCUAUCAUGGAACCAGUUCAGGGAACUAUUCCUAAACAAAUAUUUUCCCAGUACGAUUCGCCGAGAGCGAGUCAUGGAAUUCCAAAACCUGGAACAAGGAAAUAUGACCGUGACCCAGUAUGCUACAAAAUUUGAAGAGUUAGCUCAUUAUGUAACUAGAUACGUAGCGAAUGAUGAAGAGAAAGCAAGGAUGUUCAAAUGGGGAUUGGACCUUACAAUCAGGGGAAGAGUUCUUCCACAACGACUCCCCUCAUAUGCCGAGGUGCUGAAAACGGCAUUAGAAUCUGAAAGGGAAGUAACCGACGCUAGAAAGGCUUGGAACAAGAGGAGAGGGAGUCAGACGUCUGUUGGACCUCAGAGGAAUCAGAAAGGAAACAUGACCUCGAAGCCCUACUCCAGACCACAACCACAACAGCAACGACAGCAACCGCAGUAA
Molecule: messenger RNA, 822 nt
Organism: Camellia sinensis
Lineage: Eukaryota; Viridiplantae; Streptophyta; Magnoliopsida; Ericales; Theaceae
Source: RefSeq, a predicted model, not a curated record